Molecule: messenger RNA, 908 nt
Organism: Acanthaster planci (crown-of-thorns starfish)
Lineage: Eukaryota; Metazoa; Echinodermata; Asteroidea; Valvatida; Acanthasteridae
Source: RefSeq, a predicted model, not a curated record
CUUUAGCAGAGCAAAUGCUUCCUGGUAAAUGACUGAGUAUGCGUACACAUACAAGGUACCAAUGUUUUGUUAUGUACAUCUACACUGUUGUACAUGGGCUGUGCAGAAUCUUACUUCAUUCAACUACUUGGAAAGAAAAAUCAUCCAGAAGAAAGUGUUGGAAAACCUUUUCAGAGAGGAUUUGGCACAAGUGGUUAGCGUGACUGCACGGGUGAACACAAGCUUUCAAGAUGGCAGCCAGUAUGACAGUAGAGUCAGUUUUGGGUUCCAUCAUCCAGGGUCACCUAGAAUGUUCCAUCUGCCACACCUGUUACCAAGAACCCAAGAUGCUGCAUUGCUCACACAGCUUCUGCCUGAAAUGCCUCCAAGAACUCAAGCAGAGCCAACAUCUGAAUGAUGACAAGGUAACAUGUCCACUGUGCAAGAGAGAGACCACCUUGCCUGAGGGUGGAGUGGAUAAGUUGAACACCAACUACACUCUGAUUGCCUUGGUGCAGGAAGUAGUAAAGCAGGAACAACUCUUACAAGAUGAAGGAUCAAUGGUCAUGUGUCAGGCAUGUGAUGAAAGCAAUGAAGCAAUAUCCUGUUGUAUGGACUGUGGGCAUUAUCUCUGCCAAGAGUGUAAGAAGGCACAUCAGCGGCUGGCUGCACUGCGGACCCACAAAGUGACAUCUCUGGCAGAGCUGAGUGAAGCAAUGAUGGCCAAGCCUGUAUCAACAAAAAGCUACAUCUCUAUGUGUGACAACCAUCCUAGUCAGGAACUCUGCUUCUACUGCAACUCAUGCGAACAGCUGAUCUGCAAAAUUUGUUCCUCUUCCGGCCACAAAGAACCUGUGCACAGUUUUGUUCAAGACUGCUAUAGACAUUUGCUUGUACCGCGCUCGUGAACUGGUCUCCCAUGUUGUCAA